Oryzias melastigma (Indian medaka) is the source of this 3821-nucleotide messenger RNA. It is a transcript of the gene irf2bpl, whose product is annotated as interferon regulatory factor 2 binding protein-like. Gene Ontology annotation, molecular function: transcription corepressor activity; metal ion binding. Gene Ontology annotation, biological process: regulation of transcription by RNA polymerase II. The transcript has a single exon. Gene Ontology annotation, cellular component: nucleus. The record is from RefSeq and is a predicted model, not a curated record. NCBI's taxonomy places the organism in Eukaryota, Metazoa, Chordata, Actinopteri, Beloniformes, Adrianichthyidae. Bases 1022 to 2719 code for a protein of 565 amino acids.
UUUUGAAGUUUAGCUAAUUUUUUAACUACAUGCUACUAAGGGAAAAAAAAUAUAGAUAUUUGAAUUUUAAGCGUGAAACUUCAGGGUCCUGUUAUUUCUGGUUUCUAGAAGCUAUUUCAGAAUGUAGUGGACCUCAGAAGGUUUGACCCGAGCUCUGUAGCAGGUCAGCACGUGUGCUUGAUCUGAACCUGAUCCCACACCUGGUUGUCUGACGUGUUACCAUGACGACAGAGCGACACCAAAGCAUAACUUCUUCCGAGCUUGAUUUGGUUUGGUUUUUUUAUUUGUCCUGAACGCAGCAGCAAAUUUCCUGUAAAGUUCAAACAAAAAUAUAAAGGAUGGAAUUAAUAAAUAUGCAAAUCCGAUGGAGCUCUGAGAGGAUGCGUUCAAAGACCAGCAUGCAGCCGCUUUAUGAGGACGGUUCACAUCUCAGACAUAUCUGAGGAGGAUGCCACCAAGAAUUAAAGUGUCAAUCAUCCAGACAAUUUUGCUCAGUCUGCUGCUGCGGCUCCUCGGCUGUUUCGGCCUUUUUGCUGAAGGAGUUUGACGUUUCACUCUACGAUUUUUCGUUCAGACACAGCUGAGCUCCUUCUUUUGUCUGACACGAGCACAUCUUCCUCCAGUCGGACGAUGGAAUCCAUCCUGACCAAUUCCCGUUUUUCCAGCCGUGACCUUCACCGGCUCACCUGUUUCUGAUGCUGCUCACUGAUUUAUGUCAGUCAAAAACUGCAGGAUUUACCCCCCACCCGACCCCACCCUCAUCCACCCGUUCAUUCAGACAAAAUGCAACAAUCCCGAGGAUGAUGAUGAGGAGGAGCUGCAGGAGGAGGAAGGCCAGCAAAGGUGCAUCCGUGGUGGGGGCGGAGGGGGGGCUGCAACCAAAUUUCUCAUCUUGGCUGGUGGAUGCGGGGGGAGAGACCCCCUCCCCCCUCCACCUCUGCAGCAGGAGGAGGAACAAUAACCUGAGAGGAGCCGCAGUCUCAGCGCACGGAGCAGCUCAGCGGAGGCGCCGGGAGGGAGAAUGUCCUCCCCGCAGCUCCCCGCGUCCCGCAGGCAGUCCUGCUACCUGUGCGACCUGCCCCGCAUGCCCUGGGCCAUGAUCUGGGACUUCACCGAGCCCGUGUGCCGCGGCUGCGUCAACUACGAGGGAGCGGACCGGGUCGAGUUCGUCAUCGAGACCACCCGCCACCUGAAGCGGGCGCAGGGCUUCCAGGACGGCCGGCCGCCCUCCGCGGCGAAGCCUCCCGCCAAGGAACCGGGCGGGAUCCCGCCGGCGGACGGAGCGGGGAAGUCCCUGCAGCCGGACCGGUACUCGGUCAGUCGCUUCGACUACGCCGGAACCAGGCAGGCGAAUGGAUAUGUCGGACCGAACGGGUACAAGACGGACGAGGGUCCUCCGGACCUGAACCGGCAGAGCCCGAACUCCCGCGCGAGGAGCAGCGGUGGUCCGGCGUCCUCGGCGGGACAGACCAACGUCCCCCCGAACCUGUUGCCGCAGACGCUGCUCCCGCACGGUCUGGUCGGGAGAGUAGCCCCGCAGAGCUCCGCGGGGCGGCCCGCCUCGGUCUCCAGCACCGACCAGGAGCGGGAGGCGAAGGAGAAGCAGCGGAGCGCCGAGGCGCUGGCGGAGCUGAGCGAGAGCCUCCGGAACCGGCAGGAGGAGUGGGCGAGCCGGCCCAAGGCGGUGCGGGACACGCUGCUGGCGCUGUCCGCCUGCACGCCGUUCGACGUCCGCUUCAAGAAGGACCACGGCCUGGUCGGCCGGGUCUUCGCCUUCGACGCGGCGGCCAAAAGCGGCGCGGAGUUCGAGCUGAAGAUCUUCAUCGAGUACCCGAGCGGCUCCGGGGCCGUCUUCUCCAGCGCCUCCGGGGUGGCCAAGCAGAUGUACCAGGACUGCAUGAAGGACUUCGGCCGCGGCCUUUCCUCCGGGUUCAAGUACCUGGAGUACGAGAAGAAGCACGGCUCCGGGGACUGGCGGCUGCUCGGGGAUCUGCUGCCGGAGUCGCUGCGGUUCUUCAAGGAGGCGGUCGGAGAGGAGAUGCUCCCGCAGGCGCACACCGACACCAGCUUCCCGCUGCUGCCUCACGGCCGGGCGCUGAGCUCCGGCAGGCCGGGCCAGAGGAAGAGGAAAACCUCCCCGGAGCCGGACUCCGCGGAGGAGCCGCAGCGGCAGCAGUGGAUCUCCGGUCAGGCGGAGGCGCUGAAGCUCUCGGCGGCGGGCUCCUUCUCCUCCGGCCGGAGCUCGCCUCCGGAGGCUCCGUCCCCGAUGGCGGCUCUGGUGUCGGCGGCGGACGCGCUGGGGAACCCGUACUCCCCCAACAAGGACCGGGACUCCGUCCACUCCACCUCCUCCAGACAGAACAGCAGCCCGGUGUCCCCCGCCUCCCUGAGCGGCCAGAGGCGCCUCCCGGAGCAGCCGCACCCUCCCAACGUGCCCGACUCCCCCGCGGCCAACAGCGGGCCCCUGUGCUGCACCAUCUGCCACGAACGCUUGGAGGACACGCACUUCGUCCAGUGUCCCUCCGUGCCCGGCCACAAGUUCUGCUUCCCCUGCUCCAGAGAGAGCAUCAAGGCCCAGGGCGCCUCCGGAGAGGUGUACUGCCCCAGCGGGGAGAAAUGCCCCCUGCUGGGCUCCAACGUGCCCUGGGCCUUCAUGCAGGGAGAGAUAGCCACGAUCCUGGCUGGAGACGUGAAGGUAAAGAAGGAGAGAGACCCCUGAGGAGGAGGAGGAGAUGCUCCACCAGCAGGUCUGCUCCUGCAGAAUCGAACCCUGGAGUCACAAAUGAAGCUGAAACUCUGAUCUUCAGCUGCUUCUCUGAACCUGUUUUGUAAAGAAAGUUUUUUCUUUGAGAAAACUUUAAAACCUGUGAGUUUGAACUUUUGUUUGGGUGACACUUGAGUCUCAGGUGUAAUUUAAGUCGAUUCUUGAAUUUUUUAUUUACUUGUCAGAAGAUUCUACUGGUAGUAAUGUGGUGGAUUCAGAAGAUGCAGCUUCAUGAAAUAACCCAAAAGCUUCCUGAGUUCUCAUGGGUCCUUCACAGACUUCAGCCUUUGAAACUUUCACAUUUUCUCUGAACAGCAAAAAAAAAGUUUCGGUCAAAAGUUUUAGAACACUCAAAUUUUUUCCAUUCAAAAACCAUAAAGUUUUAUUUUAAAAAAGGUGCAAAAACAAAUUUUUUAAGUCUGUCUUCCAUUGAUAGAUGUUUUCUUUUCAUUUUGGAAGCAACAAAAGUUUUAGCUGCACAACACUGUAAAAACACUGUAAAUUUUACAAUAAAAAUAAAUUAAAUACAUAAAAUACACUAAAAUAAAAAUAUAAAAAACUACGUACUGAGGUUGCUACAAUUCAAAAUACAGUCCCUCAUGAGUAACCUUUUUUAAACUGUAGAUGGAAACAUUUUUACCCUUUAAAAAUAAAAUGUUACUGCAUAAAAUUUGCGGAAACUAUAUAUAUUACAGUAAAAAAAGUGAAUCUAGUUACUAAAAUCUCACUGUAAACAGUGAGAAAUGAAACCAUGAUAAUUUUUUUGGGGAAAAAAGUUUGUUUUUAUUUAUUUGUUUAUUUAUUUGAUUUUCUUGUGCCAUUUUUUACUUUAAAAAUAAGCAUAUUUACUCCUAAUAAGACAACGUAACACUACAAAACUGGCAUACAUUAAUUUUCAUGGUAAAAAAUAAGUUGUUAUUUUAAGGCUAUCUCAGUAAAAAUAUGUUUGUUUUCUUUUACAUUUCUUCUCUUGUAAUCUCUCUAAUUUUUAUUGUGACAGAUUUACCUCAAACUUUUAUUUAAGAUAAAAAAACAACAACUGAGGUUGUCUGAAGAA